CUCUAGUUUGGUGUGCUUUUGUGUAUGAAGAGGGAAAGAAUGAGAGAAAGAGACAGAGAGAGAAAGAGACACAGACGUUGGUCAGGCUUCUGCUGACAGAUGACUUUUCCUCAGUUGCUGGUUCCCUUGCCUGUCAGUAAAGUGGCUGGUAAGUGGAAGAACCCGAGAAGGGGAGGGCAUUUGUGGGUGGGUGUGAGAGAGAAGGAGAGAGAGAGAGAAAUUCGGCACUGCAAGGAAUGAGGGCUGCCUUUCAUAGCACAGAGGGGAGACGCAGAGUGAGUCCAGCGAAUGGCAAGGCGGAUAACUGGGAGCUGUACAUCUGCCAGUACUAUAAGGCCUCCCAUUCAGACAGCUUAAUUGUCCGCAAGGCUUCCCCCACCCCCUCCCUCGCCCCUGAUAAAGAUCCUUCAGCUGGUAUUACUGAUUGUAUCCUUGGCUUAUUGUGUAAAAAUAAAAAAUAAAAAUCUGUGGGUUGCCUUCAAUCUGGAGAUCAGCCUCUGAUCCCUUCCAUCACUCUGAGGAACAUGGCAUGCCACCGCAGCUGCCCCCCGGAGCACACCUGAAAUUUUUUGCUCCUAGCGUGGAAGCCAGGGUUGUGCGUGGCAGAGGGGGGAGCAUUUGGAGGCAGGGGGGAAAUAUGGUUGCUGCUCCUGGUCAGUGUUAACCAAAAAAGAAAAAGAAAAAGGAAAUUGGAGCGUGUGCAUGUUUCGGGGGAAGCAUCCAUUCUCUCUGAGCUUUGACCAAAGUGAAAACCUAGAGCUAUGGAGUCUCCAACGAAGGAAAUUGAAGAAUUUGAGAGCAACUCUUUGAAAUACCUGCAACCGGAACAAAUAGAGAAGAUAUGGCUUCGCCUCAGAGGACUGAGAAAAUAUAAGAAAACGUCACAGAGGUUACGAUCUUUGGUGAAGCAGCUAGAGAGAGGAGAGGCUUCCGUUGUUGACUUGAAAAAGAACUUGGAAUAUGCUGCUACAGUGCUUGAAUCUGUGUACAUUGAUGAAACCAGGCGUCUGUUGGAUACGGAAGAUGAACUCAGCGAUAUCCAGUCAGAUGCUGUGCCCUCGGAAGUACGGGAUUGGCUGGCUUCUACUUUCACACGGCAAAUGGGGAUGAUGCUGAAAAGGAGCGAGGAAAAGCCACGAUUCCGGAGUAUUGUGCAUGCAGUUCAGGCUGGGAUAUUUGUGGAGAGAAUGUACAGACGGACAUCCAAUAUGGUUGGACUUAGCUACCCACCAGCUGUCAUUGGAGUGCUAAAGAACGUAGACAAGUGGUCCUUCGACGUAUUUGCACUAAACGACGCUAGUGGGGACCAUGCACUGAAAUUCAUUUUCUACGAAUUGCUCACACGUUAUGAUUUGAUCAGCCGCUUCAAGAUUCCAAUAUCUGCUCUUGUCUCCUUUGUGGAAGCCCUGGAAGUUGGCUACAGCAAGCAUAAAAAUCCAUAUCACAACCUAAUGCAUGCCGCAGACGUCACACAGACUGUUCAUUACCUCCUUUUUAAGACAGGUGUAGCGCACUGGUUGACAGAGCUGGAAAUCUUCGCUAUGAUCUUUGCUGCUGCCAUCCACGACUAUGAGCACACGGGAACCACAAACAACUUUCAUAUUCAGACACGGUCAGAUACAGCCAUUCUUUACAAUGAUCGGUCUGUGUUAGAAAACCAUCACCUCAGCGCGGCGUUCCGCCUUCUGCAAGAUGACGAGGAGAUGAAUAUCCUGUCUAACCUCUCAAAGGAUGAUUGGAGAGAAUUUAGGACUCUGGUGAUUGAGAUGGUGUUGGCCACAGAUAUGUCCUGUCACUUCCAGCAAAUCAAAGCCAUGAAGAAUGCGUUGCAGCAGCCAGAAGGAAUUGACAAACCGAAAGCCUUAUCGCUGAUGUUGCAUACAGCCGACAUCAGUCAUCCUGCCAAGGCAUGGGACCUCCAUCAUCGCUGGACCAUGUCCCUGCUAGAGGAGUUUUUCAGACAGGGUGACAAAGAAGCAGAGCUAGGGCUUCCUUUUUCCCCUUUGUGCGACCGUAAAUCCACCAUGGUUCCUCAGUCUCAAGUAGGUUUUAUUGAUUUCAUUGUGGAGCCCACUUUCACUGUGCUGACUGACAUGACAGAGAAGAUUGUAACACCUCUCAUUGAGGAAGCCUCCCACUCUGGCAUGACAGGGUUUAGGCGUUCCAGGUCGGUAUCCAUUUUCCAUUGACAGCUCAGCUCCCAA
Molecule: messenger RNA, 2204 nt
Organism: Podarcis muralis (Common wall lizard)
Lineage: Eukaryota; Metazoa; Chordata; Lepidosauria; Squamata; Lacertidae
Source: RefSeq, a predicted model, not a curated record